Messenger RNA from Phlebotomus argentipes, 906 nucleotides. RefSeq names its product mediator of RNA polymerase II transcription subunit 4 (gene MED4). The transcript has 4 exons. NCBI's taxonomy places the organism in Eukaryota, Metazoa, Arthropoda, Insecta, Diptera, Psychodidae. Bases 87 to 851 code for a protein of 254 amino acids. Gene Ontology annotation, biological process: regulation of transcription by RNA polymerase II. Gene Ontology annotation, molecular function: transcription coregulator activity. Gene Ontology annotation, cellular component: mediator complex; core mediator complex. The record is from RefSeq and is a predicted model, not a curated record.
UGUCCCACAGUCUGCAAACCAAAAUAGAGAGGUGUCAGUUCCUCCGUGAAUUUUCCAAUUUUUCUUAAAAACUACUUACGGAAAUCAUGUCUUUCCACUUGAGUACGAAGGAAAGACUUCUUGCGAUCGUGGAUGAUAUUGAGAUCAUCGCCAAGGAGUUGAUAGAGAACACCAUCGCUCCCAAGCAUCAGAAAAUCUCCAGCACUGAACAUGCCCAGCUGGUGGAGCUUCUUGUGGCGAAGGAUGCCGAAUUGAAAUCAGUGUUGCAAUUGGCGUGCGACCAGACAAAGAUUGAGCAGAAGAUGAACUCGUUGAGAGCUCAAGUGGAGCUUCAGGACCAAGAAAUCAACCAGCUGCAGAAGCAGCUCAAAGAAGCGGAGCAGAUACUCUCCACGGCUCUGUUUCAGGCCCGACAGAAGCUAGCCAGUAUUGCAAGGGCGAACAAGAAGCCCGUUCCGUCGGAGGAGCUGAUAAAGUACGCUCACCGGAUCAGCGCUUCUCAUGCCAUCUCGGCGCCCCUUACGUGGCAACAAGGGGACCUAAGGCGCCCCUAUCCGACGGACAUUGAGAUGCGACUGGGCUUCCUGGGCAAGUCCGAUCUCAAUAUAAAUGGACACAACCUGCAGCACCACAGUAGCCUCAAUGAGAUGCACAGAAACACCACAGGAGAAGUUCCCGCCUCAGCGCAGAAUCAGUUCGCCUGGCAUCCUUCCGGAGAACUUCACAUGUCCGUCUUGGCGUCCGGAGGAUCGAUACUGCUCGACACACGAGCUCGCAAGAAUGCGUCUCAAGUGGAAGUUGAAGUCAUGUCCACAGAAUCCUCAAGUUCCAGUUCGAGUGACUCUCAAUAAUAGAGGUGAGCUUCAGAAAAAUUCCAAUCUUCACUCAUUUUGUCAUAUCAAUUAG